Molecule: messenger RNA, 189 nt
Organism: Prunus armeniaca (apricot)
Lineage: Eukaryota; Viridiplantae; Streptophyta; Magnoliopsida; Rosales; Rosaceae
Source: the annotation of a GenBank genome assembly
AUGAAGCCUCAGAACAAGGAGAACAAAACACCCACUAAAGGGGAGAGCAGACCACCGACAAAGAAGGGGAGAACAGGGGCCGACAGUCUCCACAAGGAGAUUCACAAGCAGCAGGUAUCAGGAUCCCCCCCUCCAAAAAAAGGUAGUGCGGCGCAGAGAGGGGGUUUAGGGUUUUUUUACAGAGAAUAA